Molecule: messenger RNA, 1629 nt
Organism: Purpureocillium takamizusanense
Lineage: Eukaryota; Fungi; Ascomycota; Sordariomycetes; Hypocreales; Ophiocordycipitaceae
Exons: 6
Coding region: 1-1629 (542 amino acids)
Molecular function (GO): oxidoreductase activity, acting on paired donors, with incorporation or reduction of molecular oxygen; iron ion binding; heme binding
Source: RefSeq, a predicted model, not a curated record
AUGAGCUCCUUUGUCCCAGUCAAGUUGCCCGGAGAUGGCGCCACUGGAAGCCUGCUCCAGGACAACAGCACGGCACCCAAAGGUUUCAGCAGCCAGAUCAUUGAACUGGCAAAGGGCAUCUCGGGUGAAAUCGACAGCGGGGUAGUCGUUCAAACAGCUCUGUUGAGUCUGUUCAUAUGGAAAAUCUGGGACUAUGUGUAUAACAUAUACUUUCACCCUUGCGCGCACCUGCCAGGUCCACUGCUCUUUCGCAUGACCAUCUUGCCGAACUUGUAUUAUUCGUGGAAGGGCACCAAGCAUCUGAAGGUCGACGAGUUGCACAAAAAAUAUGGCGAUGCCGUGCGAAUUGAGCCCAACUUUGUGUCAAUCAUGAGCCCAAGCAGUGUGCAAGCAAUCUACGGGACUGGUUCGCAAUGGGGUAAAGGUUAUUACUACUCGAGGGGGCCUGUAGAAAAGCAGGUGCUAGUCAAUCUCGCCAGCGCUGUCGACAAGAAGAUCCAUGCACGCAAGCGACGAAUUAUCUCUCACGCAUUCAGCGAAGCCGCCAUUCGAUCAUACGAGGCGACCGUGCUGGACAAAAUUCGCCUUUUUUGCAAGCAAAUCGCAGACCCGACGACGUUUCAUGGAGACUACAAGAACAUGUCAAGGUGGUUCUCGUACCUCACCUACGACAUCAUGGGGAACCUCACGUUUGGCCACGAGUACAGUAUGCUUACCAAAGACAAUGACCAUUUCAUCCAGCCCCUCAUCGACACUUUUCAGCAUAUUCAGAUCAUCCUGGGAUGUGUUCCUUGGGUCGAGCGGUUCGGGCUUGGACCACUGAUGUUCAUCAGUAUGGCUUCCGCGGUCAAGAAGUUCCGUGACUAUGUCGCCAACCAGGUCACGCACCGAAUCAACUUGGAAAAGGCCGGCAAGGGUCCAGAUGACAUCUUCAAGCUCUUGCUCAACGCCGAAGACAAGAAGACGGGCGAGAAGAUGGAGUUUAAAGAAUUAUCAGACGAAGCCGUCGUUCUCAUUAUUGCUGCCAGCGACACUACCGGAACAGCAUUGACGGGCAUGUCAUUCUACCUCGCGCGGUACCCAGAGUGCUACAGCAAGCUCAAGGAAGAGAUCCGAUCCACGUUCUCAAGUCUUGAAGAGAUUGUCAGCGGUCCGAAGCUGCUCAACUGCAAGUAUCUCCGCGCGUGCGUUGAGGAGGCUCUGCGCAUGUCACCCGGUGUCCCAAGCUACCUCGUCCGAGAAUCGCCCCAGGACGGCGUCAUCGAUGGCCACGUCAUUCCGGCGUACGCCAACGUUGGUGUACCGGGAUGGGCUAUGCAUCGCAGGCCGGAUGUCUUCCCCGAGCCACAGAUCUACAAGCCUGAGCGGUGGCUCACCGAGUCCAAGGAUGAAAUUGAGAAGCUUCGAUCCGCGCAUCUGCCUUUUAGCUACGGCCCGCGCGCUUGUAUUGGGAAGAACCUGGCACUUAGCACUAUUUACUUGACCAUGGCCAGGAUCGCUUUCCUGUUUGAGAUUGAGUCUAGGGAGGAGCUGCCCUUGGAGUUUCACGUCAAGGACCACUUUGCGGCUGGGGACAAGAAUGGGCCGUUCCUUAAGUUUAUCCCGAGAGAUACUCGCUAUGUGGCAUGA